AUGAGUCAGGUUGCACAUCACGCCACCGCUUGCAAAGGGUGUCGCCGAAGAGGCCGCAAAUGUGAUCGAACACUACCAGCCUGUCUAAGCUGUCGGCGCCGAGGAGUCGAGUGCGAAGGAUACAUUACAAGAUGGCCUGGCGUUGCGUCGAGGGGGAAGCUUGCGGGAAAGUCUAUACCAGUUUGCGACAGCUCGGCAAAGUCCUCAAAGCACAGACCUAAACGGGGGAAUGUUCCCCUAUCAACUGGAUCGAGGGACAUGAUCGAGAGGGGGCUUGGACACAACUCUAACGACUCGCAUCUCGACAUCCAAGACCUCAGCAGCAUCUUUUAUUUGGGAACUGGACCCAGCGACAAUCCAAUGUUUCGUUAUGUGCUUCCACUUAUAGACACUGUGCCUCCUAUACGCUAUGCCAUCGCUGCGUCGGCAUCUUGUCACCUUGCGGCUCGAACCUCAGAUAAAGACCUCGAGAAGAAAAGCCUGUAUCUGCGCGUCCAUGCUACGCAUCUCUUGGGGGAGAUGCUCCGAGAUCCAUGCUCAGCAACAGAUCAAAGCAUACUAGCCAGCAUGUUGAUGCUGGCACAGCUUGACAUGUGUUCUGGAGAUUGUCUCGAGUUUGAGACGCAUCUAAAAGCUGCAGUCGUCAUCGUUCGGGCCCAGAAUUAUGACCACGCAUCAAACAAGCACUACUUUGAGCAGCGGCUUGCGUGGCUCGACAUGAUGGCAUCUACAACCUCUGCCCGACUACCAAAUUUAUCCGCCGCAGAACUAAAGACGGCUCUCGGACGCUGCUCGAAUCAUGGACAGAGGCAAUGGAGCUAUGAUGUUUUCCCGUGCCCAAUCGAUCUGUUUGAGAUACUCGCAGACAUUACUAUGCUUUACAAGGCCCAAGUGGGCGUGGCGAGUCCAAGCGAGGAGCCUUUGGAGGAGGUUGAUUGCAUAAAACGCCGUCUGGCGGCGUGGGAAUGGCCUGGGGAAACUUCUGGCCCACGGAAGCACAUGGUUAAAGUUUGGUGUCUCGGCAUCAUGGCGUACCUCGGACGACUAUUCCCAUCCACCAACUCCUCGGGUGCAGCAGAUCUGACAAGUCAGGUUCUUUAUCACGCGGGGCUCAUCCCACCGGCUUCGUCUUGGAGCUACUCAUUGCUGUGGCCCAUCUUCCAGAUCGGGGUAACUUUGGGUAAUGAGGCACUGGAUGACAGAGCGUGGGUGGAAAAGCGUCUCAACAUUGCCCUGGAGGCCGUUGGAUGUCGGCAUUUCAGUAACGCGCUCGAGACACUGCGUUUUGUCUGGGACAGCGAUGUGCCAUAUGACCCUCUCACUACUAGCAUGAACGGACGCACCAUAAUGUUGGCAUAG
Messenger RNA from Fusarium vanettenii 77-13-4, 1359 nucleotides. RefSeq lists its product as uncharacterized. The coding region runs from base 1 to 1359 and encodes 452 amino acids. The record is from RefSeq and is a predicted model, not a curated record. The transcript is spliced from 4 exons. Gene Ontology annotation, cellular component: nucleus. NCBI's taxonomy places the organism in Eukaryota, Fungi, Ascomycota, Sordariomycetes, Hypocreales, Nectriaceae. Gene Ontology annotation, biological process: positive regulation of transcription by RNA polymerase II. Gene Ontology annotation, molecular function: transcription cis-regulatory region binding; zinc ion binding; DNA-binding transcription factor activity, RNA polymerase II-specific.